This is a messenger RNA of Psylliodes chrysocephalus, 1206 nucleotides long. The record is from the annotation of a GenBank genome assembly. Lineage: Eukaryota; Metazoa; Arthropoda; Insecta; Coleoptera; Chrysomelidae.
AUGUUAUAUCCAAAAUUUUUCAAGCUACCAGCUCUAAACUUCUAUUUUUGUUUCAGAGGUCCCAAUGUUUCUGUGCUUCACCUUCGAAGCACAUCGGAACCGUGGGAGACGAACACGAAUCCUACCUAUUCAUCUACUACUUCGUACUCCACCAAAAACUACUUUACGAGAGGGACUGCCUCUAGUUUGCCACCUCUGACGAAACAUCAAUCGUUGAGUGGUCCAAGCGCGGCUUAUAAAUGGCAUAAUUCACCGAGUUUUCACAAUACAGCCGAAGUGAAUACUCCUGAGAUGUUCGUUGGAAAUGUCAAACGGGAAUUAUCACCGGUACGUUGGCAUGACAGAGAAGUGGAUGGAGUAUACCUAAACAAAUCGGGUUGGGUACAAGUGGAACAACGAUCGUUAGAUGAAAGUAAACGAUUCAGUUCUGUUGAUAUAUCAAAGUUACCGCCUAAAAAAGCACACGGAAAACUCUCCGAUUACCAUUUCAAUAGCGAACCUGCUAAUGAGCGACCCUCGAUGCUUAGCUUCCAAUCAACCGACUAUAAUCGAAAAAGUGCCUCGCCUUCUCCACCUCCCGAAUCACCUUCUGUGACUCCUAUCAUAUCACCACCGCCAGCUUUUCAAGACAAAGUUGAGAAAGGUUUAAUUAGAAGAAGUAGAACGUUUUUUGGAAAAACUCCCUUUUUACCUCGGUCAAAUGCAAUCGAAGAUAGCGACGCUAGUCCUCCUACCACGCCGCAGUGGAAAUCUACUGGAAAAAGUCCUCCUUCACCACUAUGGAAUCCGAGCGGUAAACCUAUACCUUCACCUCAGUGGAAAACGAAAUCCACGCCGGGUUCUUUAUGGAAUUCGCGAGAAAAAUCUCCAUCAUCGCCGAAAUGGAAAUCUGUUGACAAUGGUCCUCCAUCUCCAUUGUGGAAUGCCAAGAAAUCUCCGCCUUCUCCGCUUUGGCAACGACCUAGAGAAAAGUCGCCUCCUCCUUCUCCUUUGUGGAAUCAAAACAGGAAAUCUCCUCCUUCGCCUUUGUGGAAUAUCAGCGAGAAUUCUCCGCCAAUAGCUCAGUGGAAAGUUAGUCCCUCAACCUCAGUCGCGGCCGAAGACAGCUCCUGAAAAAACUUCAAAGACUUUUAAUAGGAUGCCGCAGACGAAAUCAUUGGAAGAUACGACCACAGUCAGAAGGAACCAAUUUUUGCAGAAUUACAG